Molecule: messenger RNA, 1640 nt
Organism: Tetranychus urticae (two-spotted spider mite)
Lineage: Eukaryota; Metazoa; Arthropoda; Arachnida; Trombidiformes; Tetranychidae
Biological process (GO): mitochondrial translational elongation
Cellular component (GO): mitochondrion
Molecular function (GO): GTP binding; GTPase activity; translation elongation factor activity
Source: RefSeq, a predicted model, not a curated record
CAAACACAUUUUAUUUUGUUUUUGAAAGUUGUUUAUCAAAAGCUGUGUUUCUACUAUUUUUACAUAAUAAAUAUAUGAAUUUUAUGAAACAUGAGAUUUUUAAUACCUCGUUCUGAUCAAUUAUUAACUGUUAUCAAAUAUUUAGGAAGACGACUGGCAUCAACGGAUCCUCGCAGCAAAUCCAGUUUUAUUCGAGAUAAAACUCAUGUUAAUGUUUGUUGUUUGGGUCAUACUGGACAUGGAAAGACAACUUUAUCUUCAGCAAUAACUUUAGUGCAAUCGAAAUUGAAGCGUUCAGUUUAUAAGCCGAUCGACCAAAUCGAUAAAUCACCAGAUGAGAAAGCUAGAGGUCAAUCGAUAGUUCCAUGUAAAAUUGAAUUUACAAGUGCAUCUAAACACUAUGUUCUAACUGAUUUACCUGGAGCAAAAGACCUUAUUAAAAAUACAAUAUUUGGAGCUUGUGGAUCUGACGUAGCUAUUAUCGUUGUCAACUGCCAAGAAGGUCCAUCAGAACAAACUCGUAAACAUUUAGCUAUUGCUCGUCAUCAUGGUGUUGAACAUUUUGUUGGUUUCAUCAAUCAGUUUGGUGAAGCUGACAUGGAAAAUGUUGAAUUAUGUGAACUUGCAACUCGAGAAAUGUUAGUUGAAGAAGGAUUAGAUGGUGAUGCGAUUCAUUUUAUUCAUGGAUCGGCUGUUAAGGCACUCAAAGAGGAUACAAAUGAACUUGAAUCAAUAGAAAAACUUAUUACAAUUUUAGACACUCUUCCUAGUCCUGAUCGUAAUCUAGAUUGUUCAGGUUUGCUUUACAUUGAUAAAAUUUACAGUCCACCUGGUCGUGGAACUGGAGUAACAGGAACUGUUAAACAAGGAAAAUUAACAAAAGGUCAAAUCAUCGACUGUCUUGGAUUUGAUCGUCACAUUAAGACAAAAAUUAAUUACAUCGAGUGCUUCAAUAAAGUGUUAGAUGAAACUAUUGAAGGUGAUUCUGUUGAAAUAGUACUACAGGGAGUAAAAAGAGAUGACAUAACUAGAGGUAUGGCUGUGUGUCCAUCAGGCGAAUUCAGCCAGUGUAAUAAUCUUGAAGUUCUCUGGCAAUUCUUCAACUCAUCUCAUCGUUCAGAUGCUCUUCGUGGAAAGUUUGUUACCACCAAUAUGUUAAAUUUUCAUUUUGAAACUGGAGACGUCGUCGGACAAAUCAUUCUAUCGCCUGGAAAAGAUUACAUUACAUCUGGUCAAAGUGAUCUGUCGCAAGUAAAAUUAUCUCGCUCCUGCGUUUUAUCUGAAGGCCAAUCAUUGCUCUUACGUGACGGAAAUGAAAUAGUAGGGUUAGGAAAAAUUAAUCGACUACUAGACAAUAUCAAUAAAGAGGAACAAAAAAAGAUUUUAAAAGGUCGGAACAGAAUAGAGAGAGAACAAUUCAAAUCACUUCUCGACAAAAUUGAAAGUGAAAAUGAGCAUUAGACCAAAAAACUAGUACUUAAUUCAAUUUAAAUUGUAAAUUUUGAUAAAAAAAUGUUGUUACAAAUGGAUGAAAUCCUAUCAUCGAACUUCUCUUUGAAACUGUGUAAAUUAUCUUCCAUUAAAAUUGACGAUAAUCCCAAAGUAUUAAUAAAUGUAUUAAAUAUAUGCCCAUCUUACAA